AUGUUCACAUGGAAGGGGUUAUGGUCGGGUUUGGUGGCGUCUGUCUCCACUGGCAUUUUUUCUCAGAAACAACUAACUGCUAGCCACACCACUGAUCAUGCUGGAAGACCACAUAUAAGGGACGAGGCUGCUAUUCCUCCCCUUAAUUCGGUCGCCCUUGAGGAGCUCCCUGAAAACAGCAUGACUCAAGAGGCAACAUAUGCUCUCCUGCAACGGGAGCUCAGUCGAGAUACCAAUCCUCAAUACAACCUUGCUACAUUUGUCACUACAUGUAUGGAACCGGAAGCUACCCGGCUGAUAGCCGAGAAUCUGGCGAAGAAUUUCGUUGAGGCCAAGGCAUAUCCGGUCGCUUCACAAAUCGAGAAGAGAUGCCUCACAUUAAGCACACUAGAAAGCUCUGAGGCGAUCAUACUCGCGGUUCUUGCCCUGAAAUCCAAGUGGAUUAGACGACAGCAGGCUACACAUAAGGCUGACUGUCCAACACCAAAUAUUAUCAUUAGUUCGGCUGCUCAGAUUUGUUGGAAAAAGGCGGCGCACUAUUGCGAGAUAGAUGUCCAAUAUGUGCCAUGCUCGGAAGACCGAACCGGGACUACUUAUACCGGGGAAUACGAAGAUGUCAAAAAGGUGAACGACCUUCUCUUGCAACGCCGCCUUGAGAUACCCAUUCAUGUGGACGCAGCCAGUGGAGGUUUUGUGGCACCAUUUCUGUCUCCCGAUAUGACCUGGGACUUUCGGCUAGAACGGGUGGUAUCGAUCAAUGUUUCAGGCCACAAAUAUGGCCUAGUAUAUGCAGGAAUCGGCUGGGGCCUUUGGCGUUCACCCGACGAACUCCCCCAGGAUCUCAUUUUCCAUCUUUCUUAUCUUGGGAUAAAGCAAUCGUCCUUUACUCUCAUUUUUUCUAAGAGCUCGUCCCAUGUAAUUGCGCAAUACUACCAGUUUCUUCGUUUAGGAAGGGUCGGCUACUGCACCACCAUCCGGCACAUCGCCGAAGUCGCCACCCACCUUGCGGACUCGCUACAGAGUCUAGGCUUUCACAUACUGAGCCAGCCCGAUGGCCUCCGAGGAAUCCCUGUUGUUGCGUUUCGCAUUAAUCGCAGAUUUCAUUGCGAUGUCGACGAGUUUGACUUGUCGAGAAGAUUGGCAGUUGUAGGGUGGCAGGUCCCCACGUACCACAUGGCAGACGGGGCGGGCCAGAUGGCAUUGUUGCGGGUCGUGUGCCGAGCGGACUUUACACGUGCGAUUGCCGAUCAGUUCAUCAGCGCCGUGGAAUCGUGCAUGCGAAGCCACUUAUCUAAUAGCGUGGAUAUUGGGCAGUCAUGA
Molecule: messenger RNA, 1320 nt
Organism: Aspergillus saccharolyticus JOP 1030-1
Lineage: Eukaryota; Fungi; Ascomycota; Eurotiomycetes; Eurotiales; Aspergillaceae
Product: glutamate decarboxylase
Exons: 6
Coding region: 1-1320 (439 amino acids)
Biological process (GO): L-glutamate catabolic process
Cellular component (GO): cytosol
Molecular function (GO): pyridoxal phosphate binding; glutamate decarboxylase activity
Source: RefSeq, a predicted model, not a curated record